Messenger RNA from Leptonychotes weddellii (Weddell seal), 1410 nucleotides. NCBI's taxonomy places the organism in Eukaryota, Metazoa, Chordata, Mammalia, Carnivora, Phocidae. The record is from RefSeq and is a predicted model, not a curated record.
AUGGGAUAUGCCUUAAGGAGUGAGGUCACAAUGCUUGGAGAUAACGAUAUGCUAAUUGCUGUAAAGAUACAGUGGCGGUUUCUUCGAGACUUUGCCACCUUCUCUGGAUCGAUACAGCAGCUGCACUGUAGUGGAAAACUAACUUCUGCCUUGGCAGAUGAACUGUGGCGGUCUCUAGCAGGCACCUCUUGGAAUGCUAAGCUUCACUAUGAACAAGACCGUAGUGCACUUAAAAAAAGGGAAUGGGAGCGGAGGAAUCAAGAAGUCCAGCAAGAAGACGAUCUCUUUUCUUCAGGCUUUGAUCUUUUUGGGGAGCCCUACAAGACAAACAAAGGGGAUGCACUUGCCAACCGAGUCCAGAACACGCUGGGAAACUAUGAUGAAAUGAAGGAUUUGCUAACUAACCAUUCUAAUCAGAAUCAUCUAGUGGGGAUCCCAAAGAAUUCCGUGCCCCAGACUCCCAUCAACAAAAACGAACCGAGCUUUUUCCCAGAACAAAAGAACCGAAUGCUCCCACCUCACCAGGAUAGCACUCACCCCUCGGCACCAAUGCCUCCACCUUCCGUCGUGAUACUGAAUUCCACUCUCAUACACAGCAACAGGAAAUCAAAAGCUGACUGGCCACGCGAUAGUCAUAACGCUAGUGUUGUCCCAGCCAGCCAGGCCAGUGGUCAGCCAAACAAGCUGCCGCCAUCUACACAGGACCAGCCCCCAGCCCGACUGGAAGACUUCUUUGUCUACCCAGCUGAACAGCCCCAGGUUGGAGCCGUUGAAGAGUCAGACGCUUCUGCAAAAGAAGACAGUAGUCUCAAGUCCAGUGCAGGGGAUACGUUCAAGGAAAUCUUUCAGUCCAUCUCACCAGAAGAAUCUGAAUUUACAGUGCAAGCUCCUGGGUCUCCCCUAGUUGCCUCCUCUUUGUUAGCUCCCAGCAGUGGCCUUUCGGUUCAGAACUUUCCACCAGGGCUUUACUGCAAAACAAACAUGGGGCAGCAAAAGCCAACUGCGUAUGUCAGACCCAUGGAUGGCCAGGACCAGGCACUGGAUGUCCCUCCGACACUGAAACCUUCCAUUGAAUUUGAGAACAGCUUUGGGAAUCUGUCAUUUGGAUCACUCUUGGAUGGAAAACCCAGUGCAGCCAGUUCAAAGCCUAAACUGCCAAAGUUCACGAUUCUCCAAACAAGUGAAGUAAGCCUUCCCAGUGAUCCAAGCUGUGUUGAAGAAAUCUUGCGGGAGAUGACCCAUUCCUGGCCUGCUCCUCUCACUGCCAUGCAUACUUCCGGGAACUCUGAGAAGAACACACUUUCCAUCCCAGGACAGGAAUCCCAACACCUGACCCCAGGAUUCACCUUACAAAAGUGGAGCGACCCGACCAGCAGAGCUUCUACGAAGUUAGUAUCGCUGGAGUUGUGA